GAGAAGAUGAACAGGCUGAUUUUAGCGGUCCUGUUCGCGGUUCUCUAUCAGGUACUUGCAGUUCCGUUGUACACCGAGGAAGAUGAGUAUCAUUUCAAAUCAUGGAUGUCUCAGUACAAUAAAAAAUAUGAGAUAAAUGAAUUUUACCAGCGGCUGCAGAUAUUCCUGGAGAACAAGAAGAGGAUUGACCAACAUAAUGAAGGAAACCACAAGUUUUCAAUGGGACUGAACCAGUUUUCAGACAUGACCUUUGCUGAAUUUAAAAAGACUUACCUCCUGACGGAACCCCAGAACUGUUCAGCCACUAGAGGGAAUCAUGUGAGCAGUAAUGGGCUUUACCCUGAUGCUAUCGACUGGAGAACCAAGGGACACUACAUUACUGAUGUCAAGAAUCAGGGACCCUGCGGGAGCUGCUGGACUUUUUCCACCACAGGCUGUCUGGAGUCUGUCACUGCUAUCGCCACAGGGAAACUCCUGCAACUAGCAGAGCAGCAGCUUAUAGAUUGUGCAGGUGAUUUCGACAAUCAUGGUUGCAACGGAGGACUCCCGAGUCAUGCCUUUGAGUAUAUCAUGUACAACAAAGGUCUUAUGACAGAAGAUGAUUAUCCCUACCAGGCUAAAGGGGGUCAAUGUAGAUUCAAACCACAAUUGGCUGCAGCUUUUGUGAAGGAAGUUGUAAACAUCACAAAGUAUGAUGAAAUGAGCAUGGUGGAUGCAGUUGCCAGGUUGAACCCUGUCAGCUUCGCAUAUGAGGUGACAUCUGAUUUCAUGCACUACAAGGAUGGAAUUUAUACCAGCACUGAGUGUCACAACACUACUGACAUGGUAAACCAUGCUGUGCUCGCUGUGGGUUAUGCUGAGGAGAAUGGAACGCCAUACUGGAUCGUGAAGAACUCCUGGGGAACCAACUGGGGGAUUAAAGGAUAUUUCUACAUUGAAAGAGGAAAGAACAUGUGUGGACUUGCUGCGUGUUCAUCCUAUCCUAUACCUUUGGUGUAAACAAAAGAAACGCAUGAAAAGGGAGACUUUUUGUUUUUACAUAUUUCUACUCUCACACAAAAUCAUUUUAUGCACAAUAGUGUCAGUGAUGAGCCAUUAUAGUCAAUACUAGUUUUCAUGAAAUCAGAUAAACACUUAUUUUAUUUUUAUAUGUGCAUUGAUUUAAAACAUACAGUAACGCACACUCGAUUAGCCUCCAAUGUAGUCACUGUUGAAGGAGUUUACUUUGUUAACAUUCAGAUUUUGUGUUUUUGAUGUUUGCAUCAAAAAGUAUUGUACUGAAAUAAAUAUUUUCUCAGGGA
Molecule: messenger RNA, 1301 nt
Organism: Danio rerio (zebrafish)
Lineage: Eukaryota; Metazoa; Chordata; Actinopteri; Cypriniformes; Danionidae
Gene: ctsh
Product: cathepsin H
Biological process (GO): proteolysis; apoptotic process
Cellular component (GO): lysosome
Molecular function (GO): peptidase activity; cysteine-type peptidase activity; cysteine-type endopeptidase activity
Source: RefSeq, marked provisional